UCCAUUUUCAGCCUCUUCAGUCCCGACGGCCAUAGCCCCAAGUUUCUCCUGGUCCUAUCCUUAUCUGUCUAUCUAUCUAUCUCUCGAUCUACCUACCUACCUAUAUACCGAUUUCCUCGAUUGAUACUCCGUACCCACCACACCUUCACACCUUCACAACAUGCACGAACAUGAAAUGUCCCACAUGGGCCCUCGGGCCUUCAAUCACGAACAGAGUCAAGAUGCCGAAGCCGAGUACGAACGUCUCCGGAACCUCGCCCACCAGGAGGCUUCGAAGCGCAACUCCUGUUUCCAACGGUCCCAGGAAGCCUACUCCAGCGGCGAUGGCGCAAAGGCCAAAGAGCUCUCCGAGCAGGGCAAGUCCCACGGGCGCAAGAUGGAGGAGUACAACAAGCAGGCGUCCGAGUACAUCUUCCGCGAGAACAACGCCAGCGGGCGCGUCGCGGCCGACACCAUCGACCUUCACGGCCAGUAUGUCGAGGAGGCGGAGGAGAUCCUCGAGGAGAGGAUCAAGUAUGCGAAGUCGCAUGGACAGAAUCAUCUUCACGUAAUCGUCGGCAAGGGCAACCACUCCGCCAACCACAUCCAGAAGAUCAAGCCGCGCGUCGAACAAGUCUGUCAAGAACUCGGCCUGCAAUACGCGACGGAGGAAAACGCCGGCCGCAUCUACGUCAACCUCACCGGCGGCCCUGCUGAUUCUGUGCCGCCUGCGCCUGCGCCCCCGUCCGAGGGCUACGCCCAGCCUGCUCCUCCUCCUUCCCACCAGCAAUAUCCCGGUCAGCAGUACCAGCAACAACCCCAGCACGCCCAAUAUGCCCAGCCGGCGCCGCAGCAACAACCAUACCAGCAGCCCCAGCAGCAGCAGCAGCAGCAAUAUCAACAACCUCAGCAGCAACAGCAGCAGGAUGAGAUGGAACAGUUGGUUACGAAGGUGCUGCGGAAACUGGAGAAGGCUUGCUGUGUGGUGAUGUGAGGGGUAUAUACAACAUAUAUUAUCAUGUCAUGUCUUGCAUUUAGAGUAUUUGGGGCAGUGGGAUCUAUUACGAGUGAGUGGCAGAUAGAGAGACAUAGAGAGACAGACAGACAGAAAGAGAGAGGGGGGGGGAGACUCUAGGGUGGUUCUUGGCGUGAUGACUGGGAUUCCAUUUUAUUUCGUGCGUUGGAGGAAGGAUUACUUAUACCCAGGGUGUUGGAUUCAGUUCCGGAUGAUGAUUGGAUUGGAAUAUUCCGGUAGGUACCUACUAUACUUGGUUUUAUUUUUUUUGUGGUCGGAGGUUUUGUCUUACUGCAGCGGGUAUCUAGAAGAAGGAAAGAAGGAAAGAAGGAAAAGGAAGGAGAAGGGUCGUAUUGAAAUUACC
This is a messenger RNA of Aspergillus heteromorphus CBS 117.55, 1358 nucleotides long. RefSeq names its product Smr domain-containing protein. The transcript is spliced from 4 exons. The coding region runs from base 161 to 973 and encodes 270 amino acids. Lineage: Eukaryota; Fungi; Ascomycota; Eurotiomycetes; Eurotiales; Aspergillaceae. The record is from RefSeq and is a predicted model, not a curated record.